This is a messenger RNA of Grammomys surdaster, 4598 nucleotides long. It is a transcript of the gene Cd109, whose product is annotated as CD109 molecule. Lineage: Eukaryota; Metazoa; Chordata; Mammalia; Rodentia; Muridae. The coding region runs from base 186 to 4298 and encodes 1370 amino acids. The record is from RefSeq and is a predicted model, not a curated record. Gene Ontology annotation, cellular component: extracellular region. The transcript is spliced from 32 exons. Gene Ontology annotation, molecular function: endopeptidase inhibitor activity.
CCAUUGUGAUGCAGCGGGAUGGGUGGAGCCAUCAAGUCUCAAUUUAGAUCCCUCUGCUUUUAGGCGCGCCCAUUUCAGAUUGCUAAACCCUGGUGUGAAGCGGGACAGGCCAGGGCAGGAGGUGGCCAGCCACACCCCGCAGGGCGCGCACUUGGCGGGCUGCAGACCCCACGGCAGACGCCGAGAUGCGCAGUCGGAGGCUCCUGAGCGCUGCCCACCUUCUCUGCGUGUGCGCGGUCGCGCUGGCCGACCCCGGGUCCCGCUUUCUGGUGACAGCCCCAGGGAUCAUCAGACCCGGAGCAAAUAUGACUAUUGGGGUGGAGCUCCUGCAAAAUAGCCCCCCACAGGUCCUUGUAAAGGCUCAGGUGAUCAAGAUAUCUUCCAACAAGUUGAAGGCCGUGCUGGAAGCAGAAGGAAUCUUCGCAAGAGGCCAUUUCGGAACUCUUACUCUUCCGGCACUACCUCUGCACAGUUCAAAUAAGAUUUAUGAACUACACAUAAUGGGAAAAACGGAGGAAAAGAUCUUAUUCUCCAACAGGACACGUUUAACAUUUGAGAGCAAGAGGAUGUCUGUCCUCAUCCAAACAGACAAGGCCUUUUACAAGCCAAAACAGGAAGUGAAGUUUCGAGUGCUCACACUCUUCUCAGAUCUCAAGCCUUAUAAGACGUUGGUGGACAUUUUCAUUAAGGAUCCGAGGUCUAAUGUGAUCCAACAGUGGUUUUCUGAGGAAGGCGAUCUUGGAGUCGUUUCCAAAACUUUUCAACUGUCCUCUCAUCCAAUACUUGGUGACUGGUCCAUUCAGGUUCAAGUGAAUGAUCAGCAAUAUUACCAGUCCUUUCAGGUUUUAGAAUAUGUGUUACCGAAGUUUGAAGUUACUCUGCAGACACCGCUUUAUUGUUCUUUGAAGUCUAAGCAUUUGAGUGGCAGCGUCACAGCUAAGUAUACAUAUGGGAAGCCAGUGAAGGGGAGUCUGUCACUUACAUUUUUACCUUUAUCUUUUUGGGGAAAGAAGAAGAAUAUCACAAAAACAAUUGAGAUAAAUGGAUUCGCAAACUUCUCUUUUGAUACUGAGGAGAUGAAAAAGAUAAUGAAUUUGAAGAAGGUAACAGAUCUCUUGGAAGACAGUUAUGAGCAUGUGGACCCAUCCUUCCCUGGGCCCGCAGAGAUUGUAGCUACUGUGACGGAAUCACUCACAGGUAUCUCAAGAAAGGCAAGUACCAAUGUGUUUUUCAAGCAACAUGAUUACAUCAUUGAGAUUUUUGAUUAUACGACUGUCUUGAAGCCAUCUCUCAACUUCACAGCUACUGCUUCUUUUCUUGAUAGUGCAAGUUCUGUGGAAGUCCACAGCAUGUUCACCUCUCCUAGUAAGACAUACAUCCAGCUUAAAACCAACGAUGACAAUAUAAUGGUGGGAUCACCUUUUGAUUUGAUGGUUAGUGGCAACAAGGAAUUCAAGGAAUUAAGCUAUAUGGUAAUAUCAAAGGGACAGUUGGUGGCCGUAGGCAAACAAAGUUCAAGAACUUUCUCUUUAACACCAGAAGAUUCCUGGGCUCCAAAGGCCUGUAUAAUUGCGUACUAUAUUGCAGGGGAUGGGGAAAUUAUAAAUGAUAUUCUAAAAAUCCCCGUUCAGCUUGUUUUUAAAAAUAAGGUAAAGCUGUUUUGGAGUAAACCUAGAGUCAAGCCAUCUGAAAAGGUCUCUCUCAGGAUCUCUGUGACACAGUCGGACUCCCUGGUGGGGAUUGUAGCUGUUGACAAAAGUGUGAAAUUGAUGGAAAACUCCAACGAUAUCACAAUGGAAAACAUGGUCCAUGAACUGGAACUUUAUAACACAGAAUAUUAUCUAGGCAUGUUUAUGAACUCCUUCGCCGUAUUUCAGGAAUGUGGUCUCUGGGUGUUUACCGAUGCAAACCUUGUAAGAGAUAACAUUGAUGAAGUUUACGAUACUGAAGACUAUGCCGAGCGCUUUGCGGAGGAAAAUGAGGCAAACCUGGUUGAUUUUGAAGACGAUUCUUCAUUUAGCAAUUUACAUGUCAGAAAGCAUUUUCCAGAAUCAUGGAUUUGGCUAGACUCCUACAUGGGAUCUAAGGUUUACGAAGACUUUGAAGUUACUGUACCUGAUUCCAUCACUUCUUGGGUGGCUUCUGCUUUUGUCAUCUCAGAAGAUCUGGGUUUUGGGCUAACAACAGUUCCAGCAGAGCUGCAAGCCUUCCAGCCAUUUUUCAUUUCCCUGAAUCUUCCCUACUCUGUUAUCAGAGGUGAAGAGUUUGCUUUGGAAGUAUCCAUAGUCAAUUAUUUGAAAGAUACCACUAAGGUUGUGGUACUCAUUGAGGAAAGUGACAGCUUUGUUAUUUUAAUGUCUUCAAAUGACAUCAAUAACACCAUAUACCGGAAGACUGCUCUAGUUCCCAGUGACAGUGGGGUCACUCUUGUUUUCCCCAUCAAACCUACGCACUUGGGAGAGAUCCCCAUCACAGUGACGGCUGCCUCACCCACUGCCUCUGAUGCUGUCACCGGGAAGGUUGUAGUAAAGCCUGAAGGGAUAAAAAAGUCGUAUUCACAGUCUGUCUUCCUGGAUCUGACCGACAACAACGUACAAACUAACCAGGAAUCUUUGAGUUUCUCAUUUCCUCCUAAUACGGUCGGAGGCAGUGAAAGAGUUCAGAUCACAGCAAUCGGAGAUAUUCUUGGUUCUUCCAUCAAUGGCUUAGCCUCACUGAUACGGAUGCCUUAUGGAUGUGGUGAACAGAACAUGAUACAUUUUGCUCCAAAUAUUUACAUUUUGGAUUAUCUGACUAAACAGAAACAGCUGACAGUUAAUUUAAAAGAAAAGGCCCUUUCAUAUAUGAGGCAAGGUUACCAAAGGGAGCUUCUCUAUCAGAGGGAAGAUGGCUCCUUCAGUGCUUUCGGGGACAGUGACUCUUCUGGGAGCACUUGGCUGUCAGCAUUUGUUUUAAAAUGUUUUCUGGAAGCUGAUUACUAUAUAGAUAUUGAUCAGGAUGUGUUACAUAGAACAUAUACUUGGCUCAAAGCACAUGAGAAAUCCAAUGGUGAAUAUUGGGAGCCAGGAAGAGUGAUUCACAGUGAACUUCAAGGUGGCAACAAGAGCCCAGUAACACUUACAGCCUAUAUUGUGACUUCUGUCCUGGGAUACAAAAAGUAUCAGCCUAAUAUCAAUGUACAAGACUCUAUCAAGUUUUUGGAAUCUGAAUUCAGCAGAGGAAUUUCGGACAAUUAUACCUUAGCACUUGUAACCUAUGCCCUGUCUACAGUGGGAAGUCCUAAAGCAGAGGAGGCUUUGACCAUGCUGACUCAGCAAUCAGAAAAGGAAGGAGACACACAGUUCUGGUUGUCAUCAGGACCCACGCUCUUUGGGUCUUGGCAGGCACGCUCCGUGGACAUUGAAAUUGCCGCUUAUGCACUGCUCGCGCACACGCUGCACCGUGUUUCUGAGGGAAUCCCAAUUAUGAGGUGGCUCAUCAGGCAAAGAAAUAGUCUGGGAGGUUUCGUAUCCACUCAGGAUACUGUUGUGGCCUUGAAGGCACUAUCUGAAUUUUCAGCCCUUGUGUACAAGGAAAAUACAGAUAUCCAUCUGACCGUCACAGGGCCCAGCGUACCGAGACCCAUACACUUCGGGAUUGACUCACAGAAUCUCUUUCUCCUUCACCAGGAAGAGCUUGCUGCAUUAGAUCCCAUUACAGUUAAUGUUUCUGCACAAGGUUUGGGAUUUGCUAUUUGCCAGCUAAAUGUUGAUUAUAAUGUGAAAGGUUCGGUAUCUUCUAAAAAUCGGAGAUCUACCGAAAAUCAGGAAGUUUUUGAUUUGGAUGUCUAUGUGAAUGAUGAGGAUGACAUCAGUCACCUGAAUCUGAAUGUGUGCACAAGUCAUUUGGGUUCAGAGAGGACCGGCAUGGUCCUUAUGGAGGUGAACCUUCUCAGUGGCUUUACUGCAUCUUCAGAUUCAAUUCCUUUGAGUGAGACACUGAAGAAAGUGGAAUAUGAUCAUGGGAAACUCAACCUUUAUUUAGAUUCUGUAAAUGAAACCCAGUUUUGUGUUAAUAUUCCCACUGUGAGAGACUUCAAAGUUUCAAAUAUUCGAGAUGGUUCAGUAUCUAUAGUGGAUUACUAUGAACCAAGGAGGCAGGCAGUGAGAAGCUACAACUCCAAGGUGAAGCUGUCCUCAUGUUACCUCAGUGCAGAGACCAACUGCAACCCAUAUACGGACGGAACCACGGACACCCUUCGACGUUCUUCAAGCCUUCUCAUCUUUUGUUCCAUCCUUCUGUAUUUUGUGCCACAUUGAUUAUGAUUUAUUUUUCAAGGACUCCUUCUAAAACUAGCAUUUCCAGAAAGUCAAGUGUGAUUGUUUUCUUUCUACAACUGAUGAUUGCCUCUGAUGGUUUUGAAAAUCCAUUGUUUCCCUUUCUUGUGGGGGGCUGGGGAAUGUCUGUAACAGGCUGGAGCUUGUGCGAGCACGUAAAACAAUUCAGCCCAUUUUUGUGUGGAAGAUGACCAGGAUGACAACACUAUGUCUCUUUAUUUCUCUGAGAAAGUUUAUUAGAUGCAUUUGUUUUCUCUAGAAUAAAAAUGUUAUUUUCCAUUA